This is a messenger RNA of Myodes glareolus (Bank vole), 2363 nucleotides long. RefSeq names its product cell division cycle 6 (gene Cdc6). NCBI's taxonomy places the organism in Eukaryota, Metazoa, Chordata, Mammalia, Rodentia, Cricetidae. Gene Ontology annotation, molecular function: ATP hydrolysis activity; DNA replication origin binding. Gene Ontology annotation, biological process: mitotic DNA replication checkpoint signaling; cell division; DNA replication initiation. Gene Ontology annotation, cellular component: nucleus. The record is from RefSeq and is a predicted model, not a curated record.
UUUGCUGCAGCUGUGCAUCUCGUGGCGGGAGAUCCUUGCGGUUGUGACCGACACACCGGAACGUGCGCUGAAGCGACACAGCCCUGAAGAGUGUGAAGGGGCUGGUUGCUCCGUGAGGCCUGAGAGCUGGUCCGGGGCCCAGUGAGUUGGAGCUGGUUCGAGCGUGGCCGGUGGAGAGCGGAGAUCGCCUGAGGCUUCCUGGUUCUCUUUUGUGUCCAGUUGUGUGGUCAUCAUGCCUCAAACACGAUCCCAGACACAAGCCACCAUCCAUUUUCCGAAAAAGAAGCUGGUUAAGACUCCGAGCAAAGCGAGUCCCAAGGACAGUAAAGUACAACUUAAAAACGUGCAGGCUGUACCGGCUACUCCGUGUGCGGACACAAAGCUUCUGCCUCUCAGUCCCAGAAAACGUUUGGGUGAUGACAAUCUGUGCAACACUCCUCAUUUAUCCCCCUGCUCCCCACCAAAGCUGGGCAAGAAAGAAAACGGCCCCCCUCGCUCCCAUACCCGGAAGGGCUGCAGAUUAGUGUUUGAUGAUGAGCUGACAGUUAAGUCUUCAAGCCAAAAAGAACAAGACCAAGUUCACCAAAACCAAAUACUUUCCUCAGCUCAAAAAGGUCAAGAGAGCGAAUCAAAUUCUGAGCAGAAAUGUCCACCAGAGAAGGAAUCUGGACGCGUGAGACUGUUCAAGCAAGAAGGCACUUGCUACCAGCAAGCAAAGCUUGUCCUAAACACAGCUGUCCCAGAUCGGCUGCCUGCCAGGGAAAAGGAGAUGGAUGUCAUCAGGGCCUUCCUGAAGAAACACAUCUGUGGGAAAAAAGCUGGAAGUCUCUACCUCUCUGGUGCUCCUGGGACAGGAAAAACUGCCUGCUUGAGCCGGAUUCUGCAAGACCUCAAGAAGGAAGUGGAAGACUUUGAAACCAUCAUGCUGAAUUGCAUGUCUCUGAGGAGUGCCCAGGCUGUGUUCCCAGCUAUUGCUCGGGAGAUUGGUCAGGAGAAAAUAUGCAGACCAGCUGGGAAGGACUUGAUGAGAAAAUUGGAAAAGCAGCUGACUGCUGAGAAGGGCCCCAUGAUCGUGUUGGUGUUGGACGAGAUGGAUCAACUGGACAGCAAAGGGCAGGAUGUCCUAUACACGCUAUUUGAAUGGCCGUGGCUAAGCAAUUCCCGAUUGGUGCUCAUUGGUAUUGCUAAUACCCUAGAUCUCACCGACAGAAUUCUGCCGAGGCUUGAAGCUAGAGAAAACUGUAAGCCACAGCUACUGAACUUCCCACCUUAUACCAGAAACCAGAUAGCUGCAAUCUUGCAGGAGAGACUCAGUCAGGUGUCAAGAGACCAGGUUCUGGACAAUGCCGCGAUUCAGUUCUGUGCCCGCAAAGUGUCUGCUGUCUCAGGAGACAUCCGGAAAGCACUGGAUGUUUGCAGGCGAGCUAUUGAAAUUGUGGAGUCGGAUGUCAAAAGCCAGACAGUCCUCAAACCGCUGUCUGGAGGUCAGUCACCCUCCGAGGCGCCGGUUCCCAAGCGCGUCGGCCUUACUCACAUAUCCCAAGUCAUUUCGGAAGUUGAUGGGAACCGGGUGACUCUGAGCCAGGACCAGGCACAAGGUUCCCUCCCUCUCCAGCAGAAGAUCUUGGUUUGUUCUCUGCUACUCCUGACCCGGCGGCUGAAGCUCAAAGAGGUCACUCUGGGGAAGUUAUACGAAGCCUACAGUAGCGUUUGUCGCAAGCAGCAGGUGGCAGCUGUGGACCAGUCCGAGUGUUUGUCCCUUUCAGGACUCCUGGAGUCCAGAGGCAUCUUAGGAUUGAAGAAAAAUAAGGAAAGCCGCCUGACCAAGGUGUCUCUGAAGAUUGAAGAAAAAGAACUAGAGCACAUUCUGAAAGGCCAAACUUUUGUUGGUAAUAUCCUCGCCGCGGGACUGCCCUGAGGGCCUCUCUUCCCCCACCUGCAGCCGGCGGCCCUUGGCAGACCAGGGAGUCUCCAUUAUUAGGGCCCUUUGGAAACUGUCGUGACCUUUUUUACUCAGCACCGGUACAUUUUAGUGUGUUGAUUCAUGAGUGUUAGCACUAAUAUCUUCGGCUCUUACUGUUUUUAUCCAUGAAAAUGACCGAGUAGCUGGGUGUGAUGGCAUAUGCCUGUGAUCCCAGCACAUGGAAAACAGAGGCACAAGGAUCCGGAGUUCGAGGCCAUUCUUUGCUAUCUGGUGAGUUUGAAGCUGGCCUGGACUACGUAAGACACCUUAAAAAUGAAACCAAUGACCCCUUUGAAAGUAAUAUUCGGUACCUUUCCCAUACCUGCAAGUAUAGGCAGACCUGUGUUGAAGGGUUUGUAUAUAGUCACUUCUAAAUACAAACAAUAUAUUUUGUAAAGAA